Labrus bergylta (ballan wrasse) is the source of this 2153-nucleotide messenger RNA. NCBI's taxonomy places the organism in Eukaryota, Metazoa, Chordata, Actinopteri, Labriformes, Labridae. The record is from RefSeq and is a predicted model, not a curated record.
AUUUGGAGUUGAGACUGCUGUGCCUCUCAGUCAGGGAUUGUCUGUUGUCUUUUGUUAAGUUACUUUCUAAUUUGAUCUUUGUUAUCUUUAAGUUUAAGUAAUUGUAAUAAAUCCCUUUGUUUUGACUUUUGUUAAGGUGUUUAGUGUCUUUUAAUGAUGGCAAAUGAUUGCAUCUUAUCUUACAAAUUCACGGUAAAAAAACAAAAACACAGCUAAUUACAAAUAGAAUCUACGGCCAUAGUGACCUUUAAAAGAGUGACUGUGACCCAAAUGUUUUACAUGUCAAUAUUUACUUAAGAGGCAAAAUGUCAUCCAAACCAGUGAUCAGGAAGGAGACAUGUUCCAGCCCCUCCUUUUACCAACACAACUGAUGAGUUGUGAGCUUUAUCAAAAGAGAUGUUGAAUCAUUUGCCCUGAUAAUGUAAAAAAAAAAAAAUAUUGCACAAUAAUACCCUGAAGCUUUUGAGUGGCUGUAGAAAAGACAGGGAGCUGUGAUUGGUAGUUGUGUGGCCUCAGAGGUUUUUUUUCAAACCUUGUCACAUAUAAAUUUGUCAGCACAAGUGAUAUACCAGGGAACUUUCUGGACCAAACUGCUGUUAAACCAUGGCCAAGCACUGGAGUGCCACUUCUUUUGUGGCUCUAGCACUGCUUGGGUAUUUAGUUGGGACUGAAGUUGACGCUCAGGUCUUACCGUGGCUGAAAAAGGGCUUUCAACCUCCUCGGGAUCCUCAAAAUCCUCAAUUUCCACCGGCCCCACCUUCACCGCCACAGACUCCUCAAAAUCCUCAAUUUCCACCGGCCCCACCUUCACCGCCACAGACUCCUCAAAAUCCUCAAUUUCCACCGGCCCCACCUUCACCGCCAAAGACUCCUCAAUAUCCUAAAGUACAACCUGCUGCACUGCCAAUUAAUAACUAUCAUGGUUCAUAUGAUCGAUAUGAUCAAACCCCCCAAGACCCACAGUUCCCUCAACCACAGAAUCCAGUGCCACAGAUACCUGUCAUCCAGAGCUGUGACGUUGAGGAAAGAUUGAGAAUCCCAUGUGGAGCUUCUGACUGCUCUGCUGAUCACUGUGAAACCAUAAACUGCUGCUUUGAUGGGCAAAAGUGCUACUUUGGAAAGGCAGUGACUGUCCAGUGUACCAAGGAUGCCCAGUUCAUUGUAGUAGUGGCGAGAGAUGCCACUCUGCCCAAUAUCGAUCUUGAGUCAAUUUCACUGUUGGGAGAAGGUCAAUUCUGUACAUAUGUUGGCUCUAACUCUGGCUUUGCCAUCUACCAAUUUCCUAUCACUGCCUGUGGCUCUGUUGUUAUGGAGGAGCCUGGGGUCAUAAUCUAUGAGAACAGGAUGUCUUCCUCAUUUGAAGUUGGAGUUGGGCCUCUGGGGGCCAUUACCAGAGACAGCCGCUAUGAGUUGCUCUUCCAGUGUAGGUACACUGCCACUUCUGUGGAAACUCUGGUUGUUCAAGUAUUACCAUUAGAUAAUCCUGUUCUAUCAGUUGCGGCUUUUGGACCUAUCAGAGUACACCUGAGGUUAGCAAAUGGACAAUGCAACUCAAAGGGUUGUUAUGAAGCGGAUGUGGCCUACAGCUCUUACUAUACAGAGGCAGACUAUCCUGUGUCUAAAGUACUGAGGAACCCUGUGUACGUGGAGGUUCAACUUCUUGAAAAAACGGAUCCUAACCUUGUCCUGACUCUUGGACGCUGUUGGACAACCACAAGCCCCAACCCCCACAGUCUGCCCCAAUGGGACAUUCUGAUAGAUGGGUACGACAUUUUAACUAUCGUCCUCUUGAUGGUGAUGUGUUUUGAUACACAUUGUAGUUCUUUCCAGAUCUGUUUAGUGGGUUUCAUUUUCAAAAUGUUUACCUUCGUGAACCAACAGUCAGUGGAUCCCCUGAGGGAACAGGUGUACAUACACUGCAGUACAACUGUUUGCAGUUCUACUCAAGGCAACUCAUGCGAACGUUGUGCUUCAGAAAAAAGAGAGAUGUCAAGGCUGUGGAUCAGGAGACAGCUGGGCCAAAGGUCGUGGUUUCUGCUGGACCUGUGAGCUUUUCCCGAGCUGUGCAGUGAACCGAAGAGUGUCACGGUCAAUAACAUGGCAGAAAACAUUAAGUAAAAUCACUGAAGCAAUAAAUAACAUUGUUGAGCUAU